AUGUUUAAUAAUUUUUAGUUGAAAAAGAAAAUGGAAAUUCAUUAACCUCAUUUGAAUUUAAAACAAAAAGGCUAGGUUAUUACUUAAUUUUAGAAAAAAAACAUUCCUUUAAAUUAAUAAUGCUAAUAAAAAAAUCAAUCAAUAAAAAUGAAUUCAAUUGUUAAAUCAACCUAAAUCUAAAAUUAAAGAGUUUAAAAGAGUAUUUCUAAAGAUAUUUGGCAUAAAAAAUCUGUUUCUUUAAAAAUGAAAAAUGCCAUUUUUAAGAAUGGAUUCAAAAUUUAUUGUGGGUAAUUAGUGAAAUACAAAAAAGGAAAUCAAAUUUAUGCUUUUAGAUGUAUUAAAGACAAUAUGAAAUAAUUCAGAUUAAAAGAACUACGAUAAGAUCAUGAUGUAGAUACAGAUGAUGAAUAAAUUUAAAUGGCUACUAAAUAAAUGUUUAUGAGUUUAACAUAAUGUAUUAGAAAUGAAAUGGCAAACAUAGAAUUUCAUAAUCAUUAGAAUUUAUGCCAAAAAACUUUAUCUUUAGUUUAAGAUGAUUUAUGA
Molecule: messenger RNA, 543 nt
Organism: Paramecium primaurelia
Lineage: Eukaryota; Ciliophora; Oligohymenophorea; Peniculida; Parameciidae
Source: the annotation of a GenBank genome assembly